AUGGCCCGCGAGCUGAGCCAGGAGGCACUGCUGGACUUCCUGUGCCAGGCUGGGGGCCGAGUGACCAACGCCGCCUUGCUGAGCCACUUCAAGAGCUUCCUCCGAGACCCCGACGCGCCCCCGAGCGAGCACCAGCGUCGUCGCGAGCUCUUCAAGGGCUUCGUCAACUCGGUCGCCGCAGUGCGCGUGGACCCCGACGGCACCAAGUGCGUGGUGCUCAAGAGGAGGUACCGGGACCUUCUGGGCGAGGAGGGGUUGCAACGACCCCGCGAGCCGCCUGCGGCCGCCACCCCUGAAAGGGAAGCUGCGCCCCGGGGGCCGCCGCAGCCCAAGAGGCGACAGCGGCGGCGGCGCGAGAGGGAGCCGGAGGCGGAGCCAGCAGGUGCCGCAGUCCGAGCGGCCGACGCCGGGUGCAAUGGCCUCCCGGCCAGCGGUACCCGGCAGCAGGAGCCCGGGGAAAGCGGCGGAGGGCGGCGGGGCAGCCCGGGAUCCGGGGCCGCUGCCCAGGUCGCGGUCAGGUGUGCCGCGGCCGAGACGCAGGGCCGCUGCUGCUGGGAGUGCCUCCAAAACGGCCUGGGAGCGCUCCCGGGAGAGCCUCCGCCACAGCCCGGCGCGCUGCCGGAUCCCGCCACCGCAAGCCCGGGGACACUGCGGACGUCGCCUGUCCCGGAGCAGCGCGGGACUCCUCCGGCGCCGCCGCGCUCGCCUGCCGCCCCCGUCGGGGCUGCUGGCCGCCGGCCGUCCCCGCCGGUUCUACAGCAGGGCCCGGACGCCGCCGUGGAACCGCCCGAGCCGCUGAGCGCCGGCUCCCCGCAUCUUUCGACCUUGGAACUGCAGCGGCGGCGCACCCGCGAGUGGGUAGCCAAACACCCACAGAGACCAGAGGAGCGGGCUCCGGGUCCCGUGCGGGCUUGGUCGGUGCUGCCAGAUGACUUCCUGCAGCCGGCGUCGGAGUCCAGCUCUGCGCCGUCGGCUAAAGAUCCCUCGCUUUCCUCUCCUGGCCACAUGACUGCAGUUCCCGAUGAGGCCUCCGAGUCCCGGCUUGGGGACCCUCCUCCGCUGAAUGUGUUUCGCAGCAUUCGUUGUCAGCUGUCGCUCCAGGAUUUGCAUGAUUUCGUGGACCAGGACAGUCACGGUAGUGAGGAGAGCAGCAGUGUGCCCAAGGACUCCCCGGGGGGUUCCGAGGAGGGGCUGCCCAGGAAUCCAGCCCAGCACCUUACUGGGUCUUUCAAGGCCACGGGCAGCCCGGGCCACAGCCCACAGGGCCUCUACGAAAGAGAGGCAGGUCACUCCUCCCAGCAGGUUCCUGCCACUGCCCCGGCUAAUGGCCUUGCAGAACAGCCAGCGCCCAAGCUCAGGCGGUCCCUCCGCAGGAACUCUCGGGCAGGCAGAACCACCCUGUCAUCCUCGGAUGAGGAGUACCCUGGGGAGGAGCGGCCGCCGAAGAGCCGUCGCCCACCUCGGGCCCGGAAGCCCUCCAGGGCAGGACUGGCAUCCAGCCCCCGGGUGGACACUGCAUUGACCUUCAGACUCGCAGAACUCAGGCCAGCUGUGGUCGAGAAGGGCCAGGCGCACAGUGUGCAGAGGUCUGCAUCCUGGGUGCCCCACAGAACUGAGCACAAGCCUCUGUCCCUGGUACCCCUUGAAGCCCGGGAGCACCAGUGGAUCGUGAUGCUAGCCUGCGGCUCUUGGGACAAUGUACUGGCUUUGUUCCAGGAGGAUCCACAGCUGGCUUUGCACAAGGACUUCCUGACCGGCUACACGGCCCUGCACUGGAUAGCCAAGCAUGGCACCCUGUGGGCUCUGCAGAAGUUGCUUUUAGAAGCACACAAAGCGGGGGUUGCUCUGGAUGUCAACGUCAGGUCCAAUUGUGGGUACACCCCACUGCACCUGGCAGCCAUUCACGGCCACCACGGGGUCAUCAAGAUGCUGGUGCAAAGGUUGGCUUCCCGGGUAAAUGUGCGGGAUUGCAGUGGGAAGAAGCCCUGGCAGUACCUGACCAGUAACACCUCUGGGGAGAUCUGGCAGCUUCUAGAAGCCCCUCGGGGCAAGCCCAUUUUCCCCGUGUCUCCUUUGGUGCACAUUUCUUCCCCUUCCCGGAAGACCAAGAGCCGGGACGUGGCUAGGAAUGUCACCCGCAAGACCUCCUUGGCUGCGCUCCUCAAGAGUCAGCACAACAAAUGGAAGUUGGCCAACCAUCACGAGAAAUUCCCAGCUGCCAGGGAAAGAGAAGAGUACAGUGACUGAUGCCCCUGCUCUCAGGUGCCAUGGACACAGCCUCUUCCUCGAGCUACUCAGGGAACU
This is a messenger RNA of Ochotona curzoniae (black-lipped pika), 2304 nucleotides long. RefSeq names its product sosondowah ankyrin repeat domain family member B (gene SOWAHB). Gene Ontology annotation, molecular function: protein binding. The transcript has a single exon. The record is from RefSeq and is a predicted model, not a curated record. The coding region runs from base 1 to 2247 and encodes 748 amino acids. NCBI's taxonomy places the organism in Eukaryota, Metazoa, Chordata, Mammalia, Lagomorpha, Ochotonidae.